Molecule: messenger RNA, 1555 nt
Organism: Trichechus manatus latirostris (Florida manatee)
Lineage: Eukaryota; Metazoa; Chordata; Mammalia; Sirenia; Trichechidae
Gene: RMDN2
Product: regulator of microtubule dynamics 2
Exons: 10
Coding region: 11-1243 (410 amino acids)
Cellular component (GO): mitotic spindle pole; spindle microtubule; cytoplasm
Molecular function (GO): microtubule binding
Source: RefSeq, a predicted model, not a curated record
AACCCAAGAAAUGUCUCAUUCCACAAGAAGAGGACUGAUACUUGGCAUCACAGUGGGAACUGCUGGAAUCAGCUUGCUUCUUUUCUGGUACCACAAGUUCCGUAAACCAAGGAUAGCAAUGAAUUUACCUAAACUUCUUUCUGUGGGUAGUACAUUUGAUCCGGUGACUUUGCAAGAUGAAAUAUGUAAUGGCCAAGGAAUAGCAGUGGUCUCCCAAGGAAGGCAACUUCAGAUACUGGAGAAGUUAAAUGAAUUACUAAGAAAUAUGGAGGAACUCAAAGAAGAAAUCAGAUUUCUUAAAGAAGCUAUUUCAAGGCUGAAAGAGUAUGUACAAGGUGAACUUGAGGGGAAGGUGACUGUUCAUAGGGUCAGUCCUCAGCACAGAGCUAGAAGAAGAAGAAUCACCACAGUUCAAAGUUCAGCAACGGGUAAUAGUUCAGAGGAAGCAGAAAGUGAAGGAGGGUAUAUUACAGCUAAUACUGACACAGAAGAACAGAGCUUUCCAGUCCCUAAGGCAUUUAAUACACAUAUAGAAGAAUUAAACUUAGAAGCCCUUCUUCAGAAGGCAGAUCAUUUACGUAUGAAUGAGUCUGGCAAGAUGGAGAGUUUUGAACUACUUUGUGACCAUAAAGAGAAGUUUAAAGACGAAACAGAAUUUAUUUGGCGGUUAGCACGUGCUUACGGGGACAUGUAUGAGUUAUCUACAAAUACUCAAGAAAAGAAACAUUAUGCUAAUAUCGGAAAAACCUUAGGUGAAAGAGCUAUUACUAAAGCACCCGCAAAUGGAUAUUGUCAUCUGUGGUUUGCAGUUUUGUGUGGCUAUGUAUCUGAGUUUGAGGGCUUACAAAACAAAAUCAACUAUGGACAUCGCUUCAAGGAACAUCUAGAUAAAGCAAUCCAAUUUUUACCUGAAGAACCCUUUUUGUAUUACCUCAAAGGAAGAUACUGUUAUACUGUCUCAAAACUGACCUGGAUUGAGAAAAAAAUGGCUGCUACUUUGUUUGGAAAAAUACCUUCCUCAUCUGUAGGAGAAGCUUUGCACAGUUUCCUUAAGACUGAAGAACUAUACCCUGGUUAUUCCAAGUCCAAUUACAUGUACUUAGCAAAGUGUUAUUUAGAUCUUGAGCAAAAACAUGAUGCUUUGAAGUUCUGUAAUUUGGCAUUGUCACUUUCUUCUGUCACCAAAGAGGAUAAAGAAGCACAGAAAGAGGUAGAGAGAAUGAUCACUUCCUUGAAGAGAUAAAUAAAAGAGCUUACUCUCCAGCAAAUCAGAUGUGAUCUACUAAAAUUUAGGCUAAUCAAAUUUGUGUUUUUAUUAUCCUUUUUCAUUUUCAUGUAAGGGUAAUUUACUCAGAUUUGAAGGUAAAACAAUAUUUCUGAAGAAGGUAUUCUGCUAGUAGCGCUCCAGAAUUAAUCAUGUUACUUGGAGAAUCUAUUUACUAUAAUGUCAGGUCAAAAUGAUCUAUUAAUGUGUAUGCUUUAUAUUUUUCCUAUCAAUAAGCUAUAGUCUUCAGAAUAUUUCUUCAAAUAAAAUAUUUAAAUUAGUCCAAUAAAA